Penicillium cataractarum is the source of this 855-nucleotide messenger RNA. RefSeq names its product SDR family NAD(P)-dependent oxidoreductase. The record is from RefSeq and is a predicted model, not a curated record. NCBI's taxonomy places the organism in Eukaryota, Fungi, Ascomycota, Eurotiomycetes, Eurotiales, Aspergillaceae. Gene Ontology annotation, molecular function: oxidoreductase activity, acting on the CH-OH group of donors, NAD or NADP as acceptor. The transcript is spliced from 2 exons. Bases 1 to 855 code for a protein of 284 amino acids.
AUGGAUUCUGGCCCGUCAUCAGAACCACCCUCACGGUCGCUUAAGGGCAAAGUUGCAAUUGUGACGGGAGCAGGCUGUCUAGAUGAUGGCAUAGGCAAUGGUCGUGCUAUAUCAAUUCUCCUGGCAGACGAUGGCUGCAACGUGCUGUGCGUUGAUCUAAAUCUGGAAUGGGCCAACAAGACCGUGGAGAUGGUCGCUGCCAAACCAAAUCGCGGGCGUGCAAUUUCUUUCCGCGCGGAUGUAACAUCUGAAGCAGACUGUGAAUCUGCAGUUCAAGCAGCGAUCGAAAACUUUGGUCGACUCGACAUUCUCGUCAAUAAUGUAGGCGUUGGAGGUGCUCCGGGGACGGCUGUCGACGUGGACAUGGUGCAAUGGGCCAAGAGCAUGGAAAUCAAUGUCUCAAGCAUGGUGCAGAUGAGCAAAUAUGCGAUUCCCAUGAUGGCACAAAAUGAAGGCGAGAUUAAGGGGAGCAUCGUCAACAUGGGUAGCGUUGCUGGCUUGAAGGGCGGCACUCCACAUCUACUAUAUCCCACGUCCAAAGGCGCGAUCGUCAAUCUGACGCGUGCGAUGGCGGCUCAUCAUGCUUCGGAGGGCAUUCGAGUUAAUUGUGUCUGUCCAGGUAUGCUUUAUACCCCCAUGAUGUAUGGAAAGGGGAUGAGCGAAGAAGCUAGAGAGGCUCGCCGGAAGCGCAGCCUCCUGGGCACCGAGGGUAAUGGAUGGGAUUGUGCAGGUGCUGUUGUGUUUCUCGCUGGUCCUCAUGCCCGCUGGAUGACAGGAGUCAUUCUGCCUGUUGACGCAGGGACAACGGCAGCAGUAGGGAUUGGAAUGACAAAGAGCGCAAGUGUCAACGGUUAG